Molecule: messenger RNA, 426 nt
Organism: Saxophila tyrrhenica
Lineage: Eukaryota; Fungi; Ascomycota; Dothideomycetes; Mycosphaerellales; Extremaceae
Exons: 2
Coding region: 1-426 (141 amino acids)
Biological process (GO): regulation of DNA-templated transcription
Molecular function (GO): DNA-binding transcription factor activity
Source: RefSeq, a predicted model, not a curated record
AUGACGAUGGAGGAACCACGGCCUCGCAAGAAGCGCGGCAGGCCAAGUACUUCACCAGAUGGAGAUGGCGACGACAGGAAGCGAGGCCGUCCGAGGGUGGACAAGCAGGACGAGUCUGCUGCUGAUCGGAGACGUACGCAAAUACGCAUGGCCCAGCGAGCAUAUCGUCAGCGGAAAGAAAGCACACUCGAAGAGCUCCGCAAGCGCGUAUCAGAGCUAACGAAGACUAUCGAAGUGAUGAACAACACCUUCAACGUUUGCUCUGAUCGUCUCUACGCAUCUAGCUUGACUCAGGAUCAGAUGCUCGAUCUGAAUGAAGUGGCUACGAAGUUUGAGCAGCUGGUAGGCGAAGCUCGCAACCCUGGUGAUCAUGGUCCGUCAACCCCUUCUCCAAGGCACGAAGCUUUCAGAUGUUGCGUCGGGUAG